AUGGAAGAACCGCGACCUGUACCCGAGGUCCCUGCUGCAACGUUUAGGAAAAGAGGACCCAAGUCGAAAGCCACGGUGCGAAAGCGAGUUGAGUCGCCAACUGACAUAAACGACGAUUCCGGUUUCACGUCUUCUGAGGACGAGGAGGGCCGACAGAUCAAGCGGCGGAGGAAAAAUGCUGGACUCACAGCUAAAUCCACAGCGUCAGGAACGCACUCCAAGCAUGACGUACAGGCGUCAUCAACUGCUGUCCUUCCCAUAACCACGAACGAUGCGACAAAAGCCUCAAAUUGGUUUGAUGAGAGACACGGUAAUAUGAACUCGGAGACUCUACCUGAAACAACGCAGGCGCGACCCAUUGCUGCUACACAAUCAGACGGCACCUAUAAAGGCCAGGCGAACUACCAAUCCUUUAUCCAGAAAAAUCCCGAUGCGCCUUCGAAACAGGUUGGACCAGUCAAAUCCUCAACCAACGUUCGCACGAUCACAGUCAUAGAUUUUGCGCCGGACGUCUGCAAGGAUUACAAACAAAGUGGAUAUUGUGCGUUUGGCGACACCUGCAAAUUCUUACAUGCAAGAGAAAGCUAUAAGCAGGGCUGGGAGCUGGAUCGGGACUGGGAAAUAGGGACGAAAGGCAAGAAGUUGCAAGGCAAGACUGUCGCUUCAGCGAAUCGCUCGGCUCAGAACGGCAAUGAAGACGAGGAUGACGAAACGGUCUUGGAAAGUAUUCCAUUUGCAUGUAUCAUCUGCAAGAAAUCCUACAAAAGUCCGAUAACCACGAAGUGCGGGCAUUAUUUCUGCGAGAGCUGCGCGUUACAACGGUAUAGAAAGAAUCCAUCAUGCGCUGCAUGUGGAGCAGGAACGGGAGGGGUGUUCAAUGUGGCAAAGAAGCUGAACAAGCUUCUAGAGAAGAAGAGGGAGCGAGCACAGAAGCGGAAAGAACAGGCAUUGGCGAAAGGGGAACAACUUAGCGACGGCGAAGAAGAUGAUGAAUGA
Molecule: messenger RNA, 996 nt
Organism: Endocarpon pusillum Z07020
Lineage: Eukaryota; Fungi; Ascomycota; Eurotiomycetes; Verrucariales; Verrucariaceae
Product: Pre-mRNA-splicing factor cwc24
Exons: 1
Coding region: 1-996 (331 amino acids)
Biological process (GO): snoRNA splicing
Cellular component (GO): U2-type spliceosomal complex
Molecular function (GO): metal ion binding
Source: RefSeq, a predicted model, not a curated record